Molecule: messenger RNA, 903 nt
Organism: Zygosaccharomyces rouxii
Lineage: Eukaryota; Fungi; Ascomycota; Saccharomycetes; Saccharomycetales; Saccharomycetaceae
Gene: YPQ1
Product: cationic amino acid transporter
Exons: 1
Coding region: 1-903 (300 amino acids)
Biological process (GO): basic amino acid transmembrane export from vacuole
Cellular component (GO): fungal-type vacuole membrane
Source: RefSeq, a predicted model, not a curated record
AUGCAACUAGUGCCUAUAGAGUGGAAUUCUGAGAAUAUCAGUGGUAUAGCGGGAUCCAUCUCCAUCGCAUGUUGGGUAAUAGUCUUCGUACCGCAGAUCUAUGAAAACUUUCAUAGAAAAUCUGCUGACGGUCUAUCUUUGAUGUUUGUGAUUCUUUGGUUAGCUGGUGAUGUUUUUAACCUGGUAGGUGCCAUGUUACAGCAUUUAUUAUCAACUAUGAUCAUUUUGGCCGCUUAUUAUACUCUAGCUGAUAUCAUUCUACUAGUUCAAUGUUUCUGGUACGGUACUGAGGAAAAAGUUGAUCCUGUUCAUCUAUCGCCAGCUAAUCCUAUAAACGAAAGCGUCUUACAAGACGUUUUCCAUGAGAGUGAGCCUCUUCUACAUGCGGAGAUUAGAAAUCGUAGUAACGAACCAAACCAAGAGUAUCAAACUCUAAACAGUGCAGAAUUGAUUUCUGAAAAUGGGGCAAAAAGAUAUUUCAACGAUCUAUUCAUCGUUUUUGCAGUGGUUAUUGGUGGCUUUUUGUCAUGGUAUAUCUCUUAUUGCAACAAUCCUCACAAAUCAAAACCCUCUAGUCCUGACUUAGAUAUGAAUUGGUUAGCACAGCUAUUUGGCUAUCUAAGUGCUGUUCUUUAUUUGGGAUCUCGUAUCCCUCAAAUUCUGUUGAAUUUCCAAAGAAAAUCCUGCGAAGGUAUUUCUUUCCUGUUUUUCCUAUUUGCAUGCCUCGGUAAUAGUGCAUUUAUCUUAUCAGUGAUUAUCAUUUCCUUAGAUCCAAAAUAUUUAUUGGUUAACGCUUCGUGGUUAAUUGGGAGUUUAGGAACUUUAUUCAUGGAUUUUGUUAUAUUUAUUCAAUUUUUCGCCUAUGGUAAGGGACCUUCAGCAUCUGUGGGUGAUUUUGCAUGA